This is a messenger RNA of Cylicocyclus nassatus, 900 nucleotides long. Lineage: Eukaryota; Metazoa; Nematoda; Chromadorea; Rhabditida; Strongylidae. The record is from the annotation of a GenBank genome assembly.
AGCGCCCGAUGCCCGUUGUCGCAUGUGGUUCUACGUGACUAUAGGAAUUCUUUUUGGCUAUACUAUAGUUUUAAUUGCAUUCUUCAUGGGUUGGUGUACGCUUGUGCCAACUCGGUGCCAUCCUCGCAAAGAAAUCCCGUUUAGCUCAGUGAAAUCACCGCGAAGGAACACAAAAUACGUAGAGAUUGAUUCAGUUUCCUCCAGUAUUUACAGCACAUCACUGGAUAUGCUAAAACAGGUCCCGCGAAAAUACGCGGCCGCAAAUCAUCAUUUGGACAAAAAGAAACACUCUCUGAACCUUCCUGUCGUUCCCCACAAGUAUAAUGACUAUCUUCACCCAAAAUACUCGCUGCCGCCAGUCAAAAUCGACAUCGGCGAUGUUCAGUGGGAAUUCGAACAGCUUCUUCGAACUCCUGGGCGAGCCGUACGCACUAGUGUUAGCGCAACAUCUGCCUUAAAAGUAUCGGUUCAACGAGAACCGACGGCAAUCUCAUGUCCAGAGCUCUAAAUCUUGCAUAUGCAUGAUUGACGGCCUUGAGUGCUGGCAAAGCAUUAUCAUCGUUCUGCUCAUAUCGUAUGAACACGUCUUACUUUCGGUUGUCUCUGCUCUGAGACAAGAUCCGUUGACGGGUACCUCAUUUUUCUCUUUCAAUUUGUGAAGAACCUUACGUCGUUGUUAGAAAUAGGUUUUAUGUCCUCAUUUUAGAAAGCAUCGAUAGUGAUCUCCUUCUUUAAUAUUGUUUUUUCCUACAAUAGCAAUACAUUUGGUCCUUGUUUACUCUAUGAAAGCUCCGGAUUAUGCGACAUUUCGGGAUAAUCACCAUAUCUGUUGUUUGCUUGUGAGGACCAAUGCUCAACUCAUAUUAGCAUCAGUUCAAUGCCUUUCUGUAAAUAAGUCGA